Carica papaya (papaya) is the source of this 887-nucleotide messenger RNA. RefSeq names its product Cyclophilin-like peptidyl-prolyl cis-trans isomerase family protein. The record is from RefSeq and is a predicted model, not a curated record. Gene Ontology annotation, biological process: protein peptidyl-prolyl isomerization; protein folding. Lineage: Eukaryota; Viridiplantae; Streptophyta; Magnoliopsida; Brassicales; Caricaceae. Gene Ontology annotation, molecular function: peptidyl-prolyl cis-trans isomerase activity; cyclosporin A binding. Gene Ontology annotation, cellular component: cytoplasm.
ACGCUUCCCAAAACCCUAACAACAACAACAACACCAACACCAGCAGCAGGAGAAACGGUAGGACAACUCAUUUCUCCUCAAAUCUCAGUUCACGGUCUGCAACCAUGGUUAACCCUAAGGUCUUUUUCGAUCUCACCAUCGGCGGUGUGCCUGCUGGACGCGUCGUGAUGGAGCUCUUCGCCGAUACCACGCCGAGAACCGCGGAGAACUUCCGUGCUCUCUGCACUGGCGAGAAGGGCGUCGGCCGCUCGGGCAAGCCCCUCCACUACAAGGGUUCGACCUUCCACCGCGUGAUCCCCGGAUUCAUGUGCCAGGGCGGUGACUUCACCGCUGGAAAUGGCACCGGAGGCGAGUCGAUUUACGGCGCAAAGUUCGCUGACGAGAACUUCGUCAAGAAGCACACCGGUCCCGGUAUCCUUUCCAUGGCCAACGCCGGACCUGGCACUAACGGAUCCCAGUUCUUCAUCUGCGUGGCGAAGACGGAGUGGCUCGAUGGGAAGCACGUCGUGUUCGGCCAAGUUGUUGAGGGCAUGGACGUGAUCAAGUCUGCGGAGAAGGUCGGUUCCUCUUCCGGAAGGACUUCGAAGCCCGUUGUCGUAGCCGAUUGCGGUCAACUUUCUUAGAUAGUAAUGGGGGAUCUGGAGUCACUUCGUUGACGAUCGAUCUAUAUCAUUAAGGAGUCGCUACAUUUCUUAGGGGUUGAAAUUUCGUUUUCCGAUUACCAGUCCUUUGUUUAUGUCCUGUCAUUUUCCCUUUCUUUUUUUUCUCAGAGGUGGAUUGAUAAAGGUGACUGGCUUUUCGUGGGGGGGUCGGGUCUAGUGGUUCUUGAGAUCUUCAUGUGUUCCUAAUGAACUGCCAUUAAUAAGAUAGGUUUACUUUUAUCGUGA